UCACAAUUUUGGCCACGCACGUCGUACGCGUACGGUAAGGUUCGGUUUAUUAUACCGUGAUCUGCUUGCAGAAGUACAGUAUACGUAAUUGAUGAGAUUAGUUUACUAAAGCGAAUUCCUUCUGAUGUCGUUACCGAAAUUGCUGCAAAGUUAAGAUUGUUUGGGUCAGUAAAGGUUCCAUCCAAGUCAUUCUGUGCGUCGGCGGAGAAAUCCGGUCGCAUCAGACGCUGGACUGUGUGCAAUAUUACGAUCCAAUCAGCUCCAGCUGGGCCCAGAAGAAGAGUUUACCAUAUCCCGUAUGCGGCGCCGGUCUGGUUAACCUGCAUGAUAAGUACUUAUUUGUGUGCGGUGGAUAUUCGCCAAGUACAUACUGCUGUCGACGCGUCUAUCGCUAUGACUUUGAUUUCGACUUUUGGAAGGAAGUGGCAGCGAUGCGUUACGACCGCUACGGACAUUCAGUUGUCAUUCUCAGCGACCGCAUCUACGCAAUUGGUGGAGAUCGUGGUGGCAUCAUACUGCAAGCCGUUGAGCGGUAUGAUUUCGCUGUCGACAAGUGGCAUGCUGUAGCCGACCUACCGGUGCCGCUGUAUCGGUGCACUGCGGUGGCACACAACGGUCAUCUGUACACGUUUGGAGGUUUGUCGCCCGAUGGACGCGCUCUCAGUACUACACUCCGCUAUGAUCCACAAACCGAUGCCUGGAGCGAAUUGACCGGAAUGCCGACGGCGCGGUUCUGGUGUUCGGCAUGUGGGGGUCCGGACGGCCUGAUCUACGUUUUUGGAUCUUUCAGGGGGAAUGUCGAGAAUCGACGUAGGAAUCAGUAAUAGUAUUCUAUCUACCGUGGAGGCGUAUGACACUUCUACAAACCAGUGGCUAACGAAAAGUAUGGUUCGUAUUCUGUUUCAAAAAGAAUGAGCUUGUGGGUUAACAGCUGUACUAAUUUCGGAACGGCCUAACCGUCUGACUGCCUUUUACACAGGUAGUUUAAAUAAACGUCGAUACCAUGUCGGAGCUGCUUGUGUUAAUAACAAAAUGUACGUCCUGGGAGGGUUCACAGGUGGCAUGACCGAUGAUUCAAUCGAAGACUACGACGAAGAUUCUGACCGCUGGACUGUGCAGGGGAGCCGCCUACCGCGAGGCAUGUGCAAUUUUGGAUGUGCCGUAGUGCGCAGGAAACCUCCUGGACCCAUACGAAAUGGUUGAAAGAAGACUUAUUCCUAAUAAUUCUUUAAUAUGUUUUUUUUGUCACACCCAGUUCUUGGUAACCCAGACACGUAACAACGUCAGGCAUAAAUGUUAUUAGUUUUCAAUGGCGAUAAAUUCUUGGGCUGUUAUUACCUCGUACUUAAUUGCUUUUAACGUUGUUCAGGAGAACUUUUGUCGGCGUGAAAGCAAGGUUUUCAAUAUCGGAUAUCCAUCUUAUCAAAGCUCAAUGCAGUACAAUUAUGCACAUAUAAU
Molecule: messenger RNA, 1458 nt
Organism: Paramacrobiotus metropolitanus
Lineage: Eukaryota; Metazoa; Tardigrada; Eutardigrada; Parachela; Macrobiotidae
Product: kelch-like protein 1
Exons: 2
Coding region: 432-824 (130 amino acids)
Molecular function (GO): protein binding
Source: RefSeq, a predicted model, not a curated record